This is a messenger RNA of Carlito syrichta (Philippine tarsier), 2234 nucleotides long. It is a transcript of the gene MEP1B, whose product is annotated as meprin A subunit beta. NCBI's taxonomy places the organism in Eukaryota, Metazoa, Chordata, Mammalia, Primates, Tarsiidae. The record is from RefSeq and is a predicted model, not a curated record. The transcript is spliced from 15 exons. Gene Ontology annotation, molecular function: zinc ion binding; metalloendopeptidase activity; protein binding. Gene Ontology annotation, biological process: proteolysis. Gene Ontology annotation, cellular component: membrane. The coding region runs from base 31 to 2136 and encodes 701 amino acids.
AGUUUGUAACUUUCAGCUGGAAGCUACAACAUGCGUCUAUGGAAUCUGUCUUGGUUUCUGUUCUUUGACUCUCUUCUCGUGAUUUCUGGCUUGCAAACUCCAGAAAGCUUUGAUAUAGAUGGUGGAAUUGACCAAGACAUAUUUGAUAUCAAUGAAGGUUUGGGUCUGGAUCUUUUUGAGGGAGACAUCAGGCUUGAUGGGGUACAAGAUAGAAAUUCCAUUAUCGGAGAAAACUACAGAUGGCCUCACACCAUUCCUUAUGUUCUAGAAGAUAGCUUGGAAAUGAAUGCUAAGGGAGUUAUCCUCAAUGCAUUUGAACGCUAUCGCCUAAAAACGUGUAUUGACUUCAAGCCUUGGACUGGAGAAGCUAACUAUAUAUCAGUGUUCAAAGGCAGUGGGUGCUGGUCUUCCGUGGGAAAUAGGCAUGUUGGGAGGCAAGAACUUUCCAUCGGGGCAAACUGUGACCGAAUAGCCACGAUUCAACAUGAGUUCCUGCACGCACUGGGAUUCUGGCACGAGCAGUCACGUUCUGAUCGGGAUGACUAUGUCAGAAUAAUUUGGGAAAGAAUUCAGUCAGGCAAGGAGCACAAUUUUAACACCUAUGAUGAUAAAGUAUCAGAUUCUCUGAACGUUCCCUAUGACUAUACCUCGGUGAUGCACUACAGUAAAACCGCAUUCCGAAAUGGAACUGAGCCGACCAUUGUAACAAGAAUCUCAGACUUCGAGGAUGUGAUCGGCCAACGCAUGGAUUUCAGUGACUAUGAUCUCCUCAAGCUGAACCGACUGUAUAACUGCUCCUCUUCCUUGAGUUUCAUGGACUCAUGUGAUUUUGAACUGGAAAAUGUGUGCGGUAUGAUCCAAGGUUCCGGAGAUAAUACUGACUGGCAACGCAUUUCUCGGGCUCCUGGGGGGCCAGAGAGCGAUCACUCCAACAUGGGCCAGUGCCAAGGUUCUGGAUUCUUCAUGCAUUUUGACAGUAGCUCUGUAAAUAUGGGCGCUACAGCAGUGCUGGAAAGCAGAAUGCUAUACCCCAAGAGAGGAUUUCAGUGCUUGCAAUUUUAUUUAUAUAACAGUGGAAGUGGAAGUGACCAACUGAACAUCUACAUCAGGGAGUAUUCUGCAGACAAUGUGAAUGGCAGUUUAAACCUCGUGGAAGAAUUAAAAGAUAUACCCACUGGGAACUGGCAACUUUACCACGUGACACUGAAAGUGACCAACAAGUUUAGAGUGGUGUUUGAAGGACAUAGAGGCUCUGGCGCAUCACUGGGUGGUCUAUCUAUUGAUGACAUCAAUCUUUCGGAGACACGGUGCCCUCAUCACAUCUGGCACAUAAGGAAUUUCACACAGCUCAUUGGCAGCCCAGAAGGAAUACUCUAUAGCCCUGCAUUUUACUCUUCUAAAGGUUAUGCCUUUCAGAUUCACUUGAAUCUAAGCCAUUUGACUGAUGCAGGGAUAUAUUUCCACUUGAUCUCUGGAGCCAAUGAUGAUCAAUUACAGUGGCCAUGUCCUUGGCAACAAGCCACGAUGACACUCUUGGAUCAAAAUCCUGACAUUCGACAACGUAUGUCCAACCAGCGGAGCGUAACUACAGACCCAUUCAUGACCACUGAUAAUGGAAGCUAUUUUUGGGACAGGCCUUCCAAAGUGGGAACAGUGGCUUUCUUCCCUAAUGGAACUGAGUUUAGAAGAGGUAGGGGCUAUGGAACCAGCACCUUUAUAACCCAUGAAAGACUGAAAAGCAGAAAUUUUAUCAAAGGAAAUGAUGUUUUCAUCCUGCUGACCGUGGAAGACAUCUCUCACCUUAACUCUACACAAGACCCGUCAGUACCAACCCCUGGCAUCAAAGACCUCUGCUCAGAAAUCACCUGUCAGAACGAUGGCAUCUGUGCUGUUCAAGAUGACAAAGCUGUGUGCAGGUGCCCAGUUGGGGAAGACUGGUGGUAUAUGGGAGAGAGGUGUGAAAAGCGAGGCUCCACCCGGGACACCAUUGUCAUCGCAGUUUCUUCUACGGUCACUGUGUUUGCCCUGAUGCUGAUCAUCACCCUUGUCAGUGUCUAUUGUACCAGGAAAAAAUAUCGUCAAAGGACAAGUUCAAAUGCAGUAAAUAAGACUCUGGAAAAUGAGUAUGCUUUUUGAAGAUUAACUCAACAAUACAGCCAGCAAGGGAAAUUGAAAAGGAUUCUUCGUCAUGGAUUUCAUCAAAGCUGUAUCGCAACCACCUCAUUCUUCUAAAA